Molecule: messenger RNA, 7023 nt
Organism: Seminavis robusta
Lineage: Eukaryota; Bacillariophyta; Bacillariophyceae; Naviculales; Naviculaceae
Source: the annotation of a GenBank genome assembly
AUGAGUGAACCUAGCAGCGGCACAAGCGGAGGGAGCGAUGACAAAGACUUCAUUGAUGAUUUUGGCAAUGAAACUGGAACCAAGUACGUCUUUACUGGAGGCUUCCUGGGCAGCGACGAAGAAGAUGAUGACGGCUUCGUAGCCCCCGGGACUUUGGCAGAAGCAGUUGCCCCCGGUGAUGCUGAAGGGAACACACCUUUUGAUCACCGUGGACAAAGCAAACUAUUCACGACCGAGAAAGCCAAGAGGAUUGCUGAAAGCACAUUGGAACGUGAGAAGUGGAGUAGCUUGGUCGAGGAAUUCGAUGAAAAGGGUCAAGUUGCUGCUGGUGAUACUGGUACAGGAGGAACCAAACCUGUUGAUCGCCGCCGCCAAUUCCACCAACUCUUCGUGACGGAGGAGAAAGGGAAGAGGAUUGCCGAAAGCACUACGGAGCGUGAAAAAGAGAGCAGCCUCGUCGAGGAGGAAUUUGUCGUCGAGGAAUUCGAUGAAGAGGUUCAAGUUCCUGGUGGUGAUACAGGAGGAAAUAUACCUGUUGAUCGCCGUGACCAAUUCCACCAAUUCUUCACGACGGAGGAAGCGAAGAGGAUUGUGGAAAGCACAUUCGAACGUGAGAAGAGGAGCAGCUUGGUCAAGGAGGAAUUUGAUGAAGAGGGUCAAGUUGCUGCUGGCGAUGCUGGGGGAAAUAUUCCCGUUGAUCGUCGUGGCCAAUUCCACCAGUUCUUCGUGACGGAGAAAAAAGCCAAAAGAAUUACCGAAAACGCAACGGAGCGUGAAAAGAGGAGCAGCCUCGUCGAGGAGGAAUUCGAUGAAGAGGGUCAAGUUUCUGCUGGUGAUGCUGGAGGCACAGACCUUGAUGAGUUGGAGAUUGAAGUUGAGAACAUUCUUGGUGAGGCAGCCAAAGCGAAUCCGCAGAAAGUUAGAUUUGGUUGUGCGGAGGCGGAAGCAAGUGAAAACUCUGACGAGUCGUUUUGGGCCAGCGAGAGUCAACGGGACAAAGCAGAUAUGGCAGAUGAAAUCGAGCACUUUGAUGCUGCGAGCCCCGAGCAUCGUGGGAGAAAUGUCAUGUUUGCCCCAGAUGCGCACGUGGGAUUGGACGACUACGAGGAAGCAGGUGAUGCUGAUGACGAAGCUUCAGAUGGAAGGAAGGAUGAGGAGGAUGAAAGUAAGAAGGACGAGACCAGCAGCAAUGAUGAUGGAGAUGCUGAGGAUGUUGAGAAUCCUGGUGAUGGAGGAGUUGUUGAAGACUUGGAAGUGAACAGUGAGUCUGCCUCUUGCAGCUCUCUCAAUACAGAGGAGCGUCGCGAGAAACUCAUUCGGGAGAGUCUGCUCUACAUGUUCUAUGAAAAGCUUGGCUGUACCAUUUUGGCUCCGAUUUUGGCCCCCAUCAUGGCAUUCUUGACAAAUGGUGCAGCCGCAGGAGCUGGGGCCUCAACUGCUGCUGCUGGUAUGGCUUCUGCAGCUGCCACUGCUACUGUAUCUCAAGUUGGAACUGCCAUUGGCAUGGCUGCUGUAACGGCAGCCGCAGUAUCCUCUUCUGUGGUGAUGGUAACACCCUCAAAUACCUUUUCAGAUGAUUUCAUUCCACCCAUUUGUGAAGACACACAGGUUCUAAAGGAGGGAUUCGUAGAGCUGCAGAUUCAAGGAAUGCCUCCCUCAGCUCUCCCAGCCAGAAAGUUUGACUUGGAAUAUGUGUUUCGCGAUAUUUACAAUUCGAUCACGGGAAUGUGUCUUGACCCAUUCAAGCGUGUCAUGCAUGAUGCAUUUAUCGAAGAAUGGUCAGUCCAGUAUGGAAAUGAAUCUGAUUACUUGAUUCUUGAAAGCAAUACAACAACACAGGCUGAGAAACAACUUGUCAUUGAUGCAAGUAUCACCACGACUCAUUGGUCUGCUCAUGUGGCUUGUGAUGGAUGUCCUGAUCACGAGCCCCUUUUUGAACCUGGAGAGCUGGACGAUGAAACAGUUCGAGGUAGGAGGCGCUUAAGGCUAUCAGACCUCUGCAGUCCAGAGUAUCAAGACAAGGAAUUCUUUGAUCGAGUACAAAGGAAGCUUCGAGAACUCCGGGAACUAGCUGGCGAGGAAGAUGGAGAUGAGCUGCCUCAGAUGCUUUACGAUCUGGAUCAAUUCUUUGCUUUGUUUGCAGCCAUGUUUGGAUACAACCUCGAACCCGUUUUGAGUGGCCGCAUCAUCAGAGACCAAUAUGGCAAUGUCAUCUACUUGCAGCCUCCUCCAGGGAAUGGAGGAGGCCAAAGUUCCAAGUUUUGCCAAACAGUUCUCAACAGUGAUGAUUUUGAUUCGCAGACACUUGCUGAUUGCCUUGCUAGCCCAGGACAGCUAGAGUGCCAAGAGUUGUUACCUGAGUUGAUGAAUGUCCUCAAUGAAGCUGUGGAAGAAGGGGACCCAAUUGUUGUUGAUGCCAAAGAGGUGGAGGAUAGAGAAAGAGAUAGACUCUCUCUGAAACCAACAUUGUCUCCUACUGUCAAACCAACACAUGCCCCAUCAAGUGCACCAUCCAGCAGACCUUCGUUGCAAGUGACUGAAAGCCCCAGUUCAUCACCAUCAGUACAAGGGGAUGGAAGCUCUGAAUAUGCUUCGUCCACCACCGAUGAUGGAAUUUCCGAGCCAGAUUAUGGAGUAGCAGCUGCUUUUGGCUCUUCUUUCGAUGACGAUUCAGCUGCAUCAGGAAGUGGUGGAAGUGGUGGUGAAUCUGGAUCAGACACUGGCGAGGGUGGCAGUGGUGGCGGUAAUGGCGGCGGCAGCGGCAGUGACAGUGAUGCUGACACAUCUGGGGGCAAUGGGCCAGAUUCUGGUGGCAACUCUGUUCAAGAUGAUGACAACGCUAUGUCAUCUACUUCUGAAAGGGGCUCUGAUUCAGAGCAGUACAUAGACAACGGUGAUGAUGCAUCGAACGUGAACGAUGAUACAAAAGACGAUGAUGUUGCGUCUGACGUGGAUGAUGAUACAAGCUUCAGCGGUGGCACUGAUGACUUUGUUGUAACUGAUGAUGAUGCUAGCUCCGCGGCAAGAGAAGAUGCAGGUGAGCUGCCUCCUGGAACCACCAGUGGUGAACUUGAGGAAGCUACAUCGACUGAGAGCCUGAAUGGGGCACCAGUGGGUCCGUCUACUUCAAGUGUCAUGGGCCCAGAGACAGACCAGAGUCCUGUGUCUGGUGGGACUAGUCCUUCAGUGCCCUCAGCAACAGUCGUUGGGGCCCCAACUCUUGCCAGUGUUGCUGGGGCUCCCAGUUUAUCAGCUUCACCUGCAGCACUUGCACCUAGUGCAAGCCUGAGUCCUUUUUCCGGGGUAACUGGUGAAACUUUGCCAUCGUUGAGUACAGGGAUAGCUGCACCAUCUGUGCCAUCUGUAAACACAGCUGGUACCCCAUCGAUUGCAGGGGCUCCCAGUUCAUCAUUAGCACCUGGAUCACUGGCACCAGGUGCAAGCCAUAGUCCAUUGGCUAUCGGCCCAUCAGUGCCAUCAGCAAGUUUCCCAUCUGUUGCGGGUGGUGCUGGGACUCCCAGUUCAUCAAUUUCACCUGCAGCACUGGCACCAGGUGCAAGCCUAAGUCCCUUGUCUGCUGCAAGUGGUGAUCCCAUGCCUUCAUUGGCUACGGGAGUGCCGGCGCCAUCUGUACCCUCUGCGAUUACGGCUGGUGGCCCAACUGUUGGUAGUAUACUUGGGACUCCAAGCUCAUCAGUAUCACCUGGAACUAUAUUGCCAGGUGCAAGUGAAAGUCCUCUAUCUGCUGGAGCUGGACCAAUGCCUUCAUUGAAUGGUGCUGCUACUAAAAUUCCUGUACCAGCUGAAGUCGAAGCAGAGGCUCCAACAGUCGAGGAUGCAAAUAGGGCCCCCGCUGUUUCUCCUGGCACAUCUGAACAAGGCAUUACACUUGAACCCACAAAUGAGGAUACCGUUGCCAACACUGUCCAGGGAUCUCAAGCUGCAACAGUUGAAGGAACACAGGAAUCUACUCAGGAAAUCACGGAACAAGCAACUCCUGAGGUGACUCCUGAUUCUACAGUGGAAGUCACACCAGAGCCAACACAAGAGAUCACAUCUGACAACUCAGCAGAGCAGACACCUCAACAUACAAAUGAGCCAACUGCAGACAACACCCCAGAUGCCACACCAGAUGCCACACCAGAUGUCACCCCAGAUGCCACGCCAGAUGCCACGCCAGAUGCCACACCAGAAGAAUCAACUGAUUCCACCUUGGAGACAACUAUUGACACCACCCCUGAUGACACCCUGGAUGCAACACCUGAUGAAACCCCUGAUGGAACCUCAGACAGCACAUUGGAUGGCAGUGCAUGCACAUACAUAACAACAACCACAAGGACAUUGGUCAACUUUGAUGGUGACACAACCCCAGUCACAGACCCUCAACUCGCCACAGCAUUUGAAAAUGCAUAUGGCACAUUAGCCUUCACACACUGCCCACCAGCACUUCUUUCUACACGGGUAGCAGCACGAUCGGCACGGAGGAAACUUCAAGCUUCCGUUGUCACACAGGUUCAAUUUGAAGUGCAAACAAAUUCUACAACAGUGCAAGGAUGGAUUGAAAGUGACAGUACAAAGGCUUCUUUCUUGAAUGCUUUCAACAAUGAAGUACAACCAUUAGGGAUAUCUGCAGUCCAAGUGGAAGAGGAAGUGACCACAAGCCCUACACCCAUUGCGACAUCAAACAUUACGUCUAGCCCCAAUGUUGGUGCUGGCCCUACCAGUGUAAAUUACAACAGUCCCUCCGCUGUACAUGCCAAUGUGACUCUGGGUGAGCCAACUGGCAGCAACAGUUCUCUGUCAAACACAACUACUAGUCCCAACAACCAGAACGCUGCAAGCCCAACCAUUGUGUCCAAUAUGACAUCUAGUCCCGUCAGUCAGAAUUCAAGCAGUGCCAGCCCUGUUGCGCUGACCAAUAGAACUACAAGUCCAAACAGUCAGAAUUCAAGCAGUGUCAGCCCUGUUGCACUGACCAACACGACUGCAAGUCCCAACACCCAGAAUUCAAGCAGUGCCAGCCCUGUUGCACCGACCAAUACAACUGCAAGUCCCAACAGUCAGAAUUCGAGCAGCAUCAGCCCCACCAGCCUUACCACACUGUCCAAUACAACUGCAGGUCCCAAUGGUCAGAAUUCCAGCAGCAUAAGUCCCAUUGGUCCGGCAACAGUAUCCAAUGUAACUGAGAGUCCCAUAAGUCAGAAUUCCAGCAGUGCCAGUUCCUCAAUCCCUGCCACACUGUCUAACACAACUGCAAGUCCCAUCAGUCAAAAUUCUAGUAGUGCAAGUCCCAUCGGCCCUACAACUUCAAGUCCCAACAAUCAGAAUUCCACCACUGCCAUUCCUAGAAGCCCAACAGCUGCAUCAUUGAAUGCCACUGGCCCAGCCACUGUGGCUCCCAAUGUGACUGUUGGUGAGCCAACUGCCAGCCUCACUGCCAGCCCCAUCCUUCUGUCUAAUGCAACGUCAAGUCCUAGCAGUCAGAAUUCGAGUACUGCCAGCCCAUUCACUGGAGGCCCAACUGUCAUGUCAACAAAUGGGACAAUCGGUGGUAGUGAAAUCCCCACGAACCCAGCCACUGUGUCUCCCAAUGAAACAAUUAGAGAGCCCACCAUACUUCCCACUGUGCUUUCCAGCAAUCAGAAUUCAAGUACUGCAAGCCCCACAACUGCAAGCCCCACCCAAACACCAUCCAAUAUGACGGGCCCUAGUGGCGGGGACUCCACCAGCACCAGCCUAUCCCCUUCAGAAGCACCAAGUGCAGUGUCCAGCGGAGGUCCAUCCCAAUAUCCCAGUGAUGGCCCAAGCUUUGAGAGUUCUUCGCCCAGCGAUGGACCUAGCCAACCACCAACAGGAUCACCCAGCCAAACUCCAACCAAAUCAACAAGUGCGACUCCCACUUCAGACCCAACUGGAACACCCAGUUCAACACCCAGUGCAAGUCCAAUUACCCCCCCUAGUGCAAGUCCAAGUUUGGACCCAAGUGCACAACCCAGCUCUUCACCAAGUCACAGCCCAAUACCGGUGUUCCACACGACAGCCCAAGCACCGGCGCCCAACAACUGCCGCCCCGAGCACUGGAAGUCCACAACUGCCAGCCCAAGCACGGAAGUCCCACAACUGCCGCCCGAGCACAGGAAGCCCAACUACACUGUCGCCCAGCACGGCAAGCCCAGCACCUCCGGUCCAACCACUGUGAGCCCCAGCACCUCCGGUCCGACCACUCUGAGCCCCAGCACGGGAACGCCCAGUACCUUGUCGCCCAGUACAUCAGGCCCGACCACUGCUGGCCCGAGUACGUUGGGCCCCAGCACGGGAAGCCCAACGACCCUUUCGCCCAGCACGGCGAGCCCCAGCACCGGAAUGCCCAGCACUGCAGGUCCCAGCACGGGAGGCCCUACUACCACCGGCCCGAGCACUGUGGUCCCAACUACCUUGUCACCAAGUACGGUGAGCCCCACCAGUGCCAGUCCGACAACGGCCAGCCCCAGCACCUUGUCUCCCACGGUGCCCGUUGGCGAGCCCAGCGCCACCCCCACCACGCUGUCCCCCACGACUCUUGUUCCCACAACCCAGAGUCCGACCACCGCCGGUCCCACGACUCAAGUGCCCAGCACAGCUGGACCAACAACUGCUGCCCCCAGCACGGGAAGCCCAACUACUACCUUGCCAACUACUUCAGGCCCCAACAGUGCCACUUCAGGUCCUACUACUGAUUCGCCCUCAACGUUGAGCCCAACCAUGUGCCAAUAUUCUAUAACUACACAUGACACCACCAUUGGAUUUGAUGGUGAUACAUCAUCAAUCUCUGAUGAGUCACUUACAACCACUUUUGAAACUUCAUUCAAUUCAGUUGAACAAGAUGAAUGUCCAUCUAGCUUGGAAUCAACAACUGUAGCGGAUAGAUCAUCAAGGAGAAAACUUGAGGCUGGUGGGUCCACUAGUGUCAAGUUUGAGCUUCGUAUUUAUUCAACAACUCCUAUGAGUUGGGUUGAUUCAACUGAAACAGAAUCCACGUUCUUG